This is a messenger RNA of Prorocentrum cordatum, 462 nucleotides long. The record is from the annotation of a GenBank genome assembly. NCBI's taxonomy places the organism in Eukaryota, Dinophyceae, Prorocentrales, Prorocentraceae.
CAGGAGCAGUUCGGCGUCGACGAGCACGGCGAAGUCCUCGACAGGGCCACGUUCGACGCCGCCGUCGCCGCCCUGGCGGCGCCGGCGGCCGCGGCAGACCGUGAGGCGGCUACCGAGCCCGCGAAGGUCCUGAAGUUGGCCGUGGUGGAGGACAGUGCAGCCCGCGCCCGCCGCACCCCCGGGGCCGCGGACGGCGCGGCGGCCGCCAGCGGCGCGCCCGGUGCUCCGCACGGGCAGCCGCACCUGCGGCCGGGGCUGCUCGGAGACAGCUGCGCCGGUGCCUCUGGCUGCCAUGGGAGGGGCGGCAGCAGGAUCCCCGAGCUGACGCCGGUGGAGCUGGCCACACUGUCCCUCGUGAUCGGCCUCCCUCUCGGCAUGCUGAUUCUGGUGGUCAUCACGCGCGUCAUCGAGAGGCGCACUCGUGCGCGCGCGCACUUCGCGCGAAGAGGUGGCAGGAGGAGG